Messenger RNA from Folsomia candida, 1176 nucleotides. RefSeq names its product COP9 signalosome complex subunit 7a (gene CSN7). The transcript is spliced from 5 exons. Gene Ontology annotation, cellular component: COP9 signalosome. The coding region runs from base 143 to 937 and encodes 264 amino acids. Gene Ontology annotation, biological process: COP9 signalosome assembly. The record is from RefSeq and is a predicted model, not a curated record. NCBI's taxonomy places the organism in Eukaryota, Metazoa, Arthropoda, Collembola, Entomobryomorpha, Isotomidae.
CAAACAAAGACUAGCAAAGGAGGGAGGGAGUUAUGAAAUCAACAACAAAAUGCAACUCGUUUACUUCGGCAUUCAGUGAACAUUUCACAUUUUGUAGCUAAAAUUUGAAAUUAGCAACAUUUUAAAAAUAGCAGAUAAAUAGAUGACGGUGGAAACGAAGCAUCAAUCUGGAUCCAAUCCGAUGGAACAAUUUGUUCUUCUCGCCAAGGGAGCCAAGGGGUUAGCAGCUGCAGAGUUGGUAAAACAAGCAUUGGAAGCUCCGGCUGUAUACGUUUUUAGUGAGCUAAUGGACAUUCCCAAUAUAAAGGAGUUGCAAACCAGUGAUUUCAGAAACUGUUGGGACCUGCUCAAUAUUUUUGCGUAUGGUACUUUCAAAGACUACGUGAACGAGAAGGUGACAAAGAAUUUACCUGAACUUAGUGCUACCCAAGCAAAAAAGCUCAAAUAUCUGACCAUCGUGACUUUGUCGGAAAAGGAUAAAUGUAUUCCGUACAAAGUUCUUCAGGAAGAGUUGAGCAUUGAGGAUAUCAGAGAGUUGGAGGAUCUCAUCAUCGAAGCAAUCUAUGCAGAAAUAAUCCAGGGAAAACUGGACCAACGUAGUGCACUAUUGGAAGUUGAUAAUACUAUUGGAAGAGAUAUUCGCCAAGAAGAUGUUCCCACCAUAAUAAGUACUUUGGAGGCCUGGUGCGAUGCCUGUGACAAUGUUUUGGGGUCUCUGCAGACCCAAAUGGAUCGUGCCAGCUCAGAAAGAGUUAAUCGAAUGCAUAGAAAGGAACAACUUGAACAAGACAUCGCUAAUUUGAAGAAAACGGUAAAAGUCAAUCCAGUGGAUGCUGAUGAUAUAAUCGCAGACUCGCGUGAAGGUCUUAACAGCGAAAGGACUCCUGCAAAGAAAACUAUCAAAAAAGGACUUCGUGGGUCUAAGUUAUUUAAAUGAAAAUUAAUUCUCCCGUUGUAUUUUUUACUUUGGCUAAUACGAUAUCCAUACAGUGUAUUAUAGACAAUGCUGAUUCACUGAUUUGUUAGUAACUUGAAUUUAAUUGUAUCAAGUAUAAAUCGAUUCCUGGAACCUUCAACGUUAUUUAGGUUUGUAUAAACUAUAUUAAAUAAAUAUCGAUACAUAAAUUAGAUAAGGUGAAAGACAUCAAAUAAAAUACAUGAUUGAAUUUUGAAGAA